Molecule: messenger RNA, 5397 nt
Organism: Grus americana (Whooping crane)
Lineage: Eukaryota; Metazoa; Chordata; Aves; Gruiformes; Gruidae
Gene: CXADR
Product: CXADR Ig-like cell adhesion molecule
Exons: 8
Coding region: 413-1297 (294 amino acids)
Biological process (GO): homotypic cell-cell adhesion
Cellular component (GO): bicellular tight junction; intercalated disc; basolateral plasma membrane
Molecular function (GO): cell adhesion molecule binding
Source: RefSeq, a predicted model, not a curated record
GGGGAGGUGCCCGCUGGGAGUCGCGGGGACGGAGCUGCCGGUGCCGGUUGCCUGCCGCUCGCGCCGCGCCAUGGAGCCGCCGCUGGUGGUGGUGUCCCUCGUGCUGCUCUGCUCCGCAGAACUGGGUCCCACAGAAUUCUACCUACUGAAUAAGUCAGCCUGCCCUUCUGAAGUGCAGGGUCUAUACUGGAUGUGCCUUCCUCGCUCCUCAGGAUUUUGAACUCCACUGUUUCAUGGUCUAACAAGAAGCCUAAGCAUAACUUCGCUUGACCAAUCAACGUUUGAAAAAGCACAAGGAGAGAAAGUUACGUUGCCAUGUACUUUUGUACUCUCAGAAGAAGAUGAAGGCCCACUAGAUAUUGAGUGGGUAUUGAUACCAGCAGAUAAUCAAAAGAAGGAACAAAUAAUAAUUAUGUAUGCUGUAGACAGGAUUUAUAAUCAUUAUUAUGCUGCUAUGACUGAGCGGAUGCAGUUUACUAAUCCUGAUCCCAGAUCUGGUGAUGGUUCAUUGGAUAUCCUGAAUUUAAAGUCAGCAGACACUGGCACAUACCAGUGCAAAGUGAAGAAGGCUCCUGGAGUUCAAAGCCAAAAAAUACAGUUGACUGUACUUGUAAGGCCAGCAAGAACUAAAUGUUCCAUUGAAGGAUCACAGGAGAUUGGAAAAGAUGUUAUCUUGAAGUGUGCGUCACAAGAAGGAUCCCCGCUUUUGUCUUAUGACUGGAGAAGAGUAUCUGGCACACAGGAACUACCUGCCACUUCCGUGCUGAAUAAAAAUACAGGGGAACUUCUCUUGAAAAAUGCCUCUCGAGACUAUUCUGGCACAUACAGUUGCGUUGCCUCGAACAGAGUGGGCACGGAUGAAUGUUCUGUUGAGCUGAAUGUCACCCCUCCUAUAAAUACAGCUGGUAUAAUUGCUGGAGCUAUUAUAGGAACUCUGCUGGGUCUUUCUGUACUGGCUUUUCUUGUCUUCUGUUACUGUAAGAAACAGAGAGAGAAGAAAUAUGAGAAAGAAGUACAUCAUGAUAUCAGAGAAGAUGUUCCACCUCCAAAAAGUCGCAGUUCAACAGCCCGCAGCUACAUGGGGAGCAAUCGUUCUUCUCUGGGUUCGAUGUCUCCCUCAAAUAUGGAAGGAUAUACCAAAACUCCAUAUAGCCAAGUCCCAAGUGAAGACUUUGAACGUGCUCCUGGUCAAAACCCAACCUUUGCACCUUCAAAGGUAGCUGCACCUAAUUUAAGUAGAAUGGGAGCUGUUCCUGUGAUGAUUCCAGCACAAAGCAAAGAUGGGUCCAUAGUAUAAAAUAUUAUUAAUUUAAAUGCUGUUUUUUAAGUGUUCAUUGUAAGUAUUAGAGAAAACUACCAUGUUCCAUCCCUCAUUUAAACAAUGGCAUGCAAUUUUCCUUGAAGAAAAUGAACAAGUUAGUUUGAAAAGCCACCAAUUCUCAUUUUUAUUUUUAAACUUAUUAGUAUAUGACAGUUGAACUAUUUGCUAAAAGCAUUGAAGUUCCUAAAUAAAUAUCGGACACUGAAGGUAUUUGGACCUCUGGUAGGUUGCUGAAGAGACACUGUUGGCUAAUGUUCAGUUGUGAAUUUGUAACAGCGAGAUACAAGUGAGAAGUAACAAAAGCAUUUCAUAUGUAGACCAUGAAGUUUCGCAGAGUUCCUGAAACUUUAUCCUCAAUUUUGGAGUAACAGAAAUAUUUUAACUUGGCCACUGUGUGAUGAAGUUGCAGAGGGCUGAAAUGCUGAUGAUGACUUUGAAUUCUGUUCAGACUCUGAGUACUUACACAGUUCUUUAACCUGGUAAUGUUUGUUUGGAGCACUUCUUUAGCUCUUAUUUCAGGGGCUACCAGUUAUUUGAUUGGUUUAAUUAAUUCAAUGAAUCUAUUCUGAAUUUAAAAUUUCAGUGAGUGGAAAUGUGACCGGAGACUUUGCAAGCUCUUUGAAACAUGACUUUUUCUGUCAUCACUAGUUCUAGUUAUGUCAGAUAACAUAAGUAUAAUAUAACAAUACUUAUGUUAUCUGAUGCAAGAGGUCCUAUCAGAUUGUUGGUAGUGGUUAUCUAAGCUUUAAAAUCUAUAGAUCAACUGUUACUCUCACGGUAAGAAUGAAUAUAUAUCUCUCUACAGGUCUUAAGUUAAUUGUACCUUGCAUUUUCCAAAGCCUGUUUAGAUUCUAAGGCAAUGCUCUUACUUUUUUCCAAACUGAUUACCUAGAAAAUCCAUAGGGUUUUAAUGAAAGCUGUUAAGUAACUGGUAUUUGGUAUCUGCUUCCUUGCUCUAACAUCACUUUGGAAACAUCUUUUCCCAUAUAUGUGUAAGCAGUAGUUAGACUUUACUAACUUAAUAUCUUUCUGUAUGAAUUUGCAAGGAAUUUAAAGCUCAUUUCUCCUUGGCUCUCAAACAACCCUAAAUAUUCUUAUUAACAGACAUUUAGACUUUUAAGAGCCAGAGUUUCACGUAACUAGUCUGAGAGGAAAUAGGUAUCCAGAAUUGUUGAUACAAAUCUCAUGUUUCAAGAUUAAAAACUCUUCUUCCCAGUUUUACAAACUUAAAGCAGUACAGGAGGAACAGAACAAUUCCUUAUCUUACUUUCACACAUACUUAAGGACUUUUGAUAGCUUCUGAUGACUGAUAUUAUAUACUAUAUACUAAGCUGGAUUUAAAGCUUAGUGCAGUUUGAAUCUUUGUGGAUUUUUUUCUUCCUAUUACCUGCUUGCUUUCUUGAUCCUGUGCUGGGGGCAGAACAGGGAGUCCCUUCAGCUUGUUCUAGCUAUAGAUGUUAAACCGCAAGGUAUUUUGGAAAACUCUAAAGGCAUAUAGUAUGUGGCACUGAUGUUGAUGAAGGAAAUACCUGAAUAGCCUGUUGAAAGAUGUUAGGAUUAUUUGUAUGUAGCAACAGUGUGAAAGAAGACAUCUCUUCAAACUUCUAGGUUUAGUGUCUGCUUUUUUUGUAGCUGCUUAUAGAUCUGUGAUGAAUUCUUCGGCUUACUACUAAAUGUUUGUCCUAUCUGUAGUUAGGUGCACAAUUUUUGGCUGGCACUAUUAAUGUAAAGAACAUACCCUUCAUACUGAAUUUAGAAACUUGAAUGGCUAUUAAGUAUUCUAGACUUAGUUUUACACAUUUGGGACUUUUUUAGAUUGUAAACUGAUACUGUUAGAGAUCAGGUUUUUUAUCUUUCAUGUGUGCCUUUUCAAUAAACUUUGCCUGAUUGUAACUUCAGUUUUUAUGAAAUUUCUGGUGCCUAAAUUUACUGGUUGAACAGGUGCUUAGAUGAUGGUACAGUUCUUAAAACAUGACACUGUGAUCUGAUUUCUUGAUUCUUAUGUACUAUUUAUACCUCUUCAUGCCUAUUUUUGGAUGUGACUUCAGUGGCUCUCUCUGUAUUGUUCUGUAUUUCAAAAUGUCAGUUACUCCUUCAAUUGCUAAUUAUGAUCUAAGUGUUUAUAUUCCUGAAAACUGUUCAGUUGUUGUAUCAGUGAGAUGAAUGAUUGACUUUUACUUGCAUGGUAAAUAAUAGAUUUAGCAACUGUGCCAAACAUAUGCUUAUGAAGAACAAUAGAUGAGGAGACAUCUUCUUGCAUCCAAUUAUUGUGAUAGAAGAGACUUCUGAAAUUUUAAUUAUACACUGAUUGUUUACCUUGAAACUAAGGCCUUCCUUAAUUAAAAGGGUAUAGUUAUUAUACUUGUUGACUACAAAACUAAACUGAAUCACAGACUGAGAGAUAGCUAUAAACCUAAGCAACAAACCUACUGAAUUUGGUUCUUAGCCAUCUGUGGACAUACAUGAGAUUAGAUGUGGACUUUAGUUUUUGUUUGUUUGCUUUUGGUGGUGGUGGUUUUGGGUUUGUUUUUGUUUUGUUUUGUUUUGAAGGGGAGGGGUUGUUUGGGGUUUUUUUUGGUUUGCCCUGAGACCCUGUGCUUUCAGUCAGGUAAGCCCUAGGACACUCAAGAACAGAAACUUAUCUCACUAAAGUAUACAGAGCAGAGUUUACACAUGCUUAAUGCUCUGUCAGCUUGUACAAAAUAAUAAACGGACAGAACAGAAGGACAGCGUGAUGUGCCCUCAGAGCCUAGCUGUUAGGCUUAGCAGCCUUGACAGUGUCUGUCUAUUUAUGUAAUUGCACAGAAAAUAAAAGAAAUAGAAUCUGACAUAGCCCUUAUCUGAAAUAAGGAACCUCUGACUUGGGGUAAACUUUGCCUCAAGUUGGUAUCAUCAUGCCUUUUUGAAUGGAUACAACAUUACCAUGGAAAUACAAUACUGCUAUUAUAAAUUACUUUGUUUAGCCAAUAGAUUGUUCACUUACACUGGAUUAUGAUUCUCAAAAGCAGCUACUAUAGUUCAGCAAUGAUUUCUAGCUGCAUAGGAGAUGAACUGGUUAAACAUGUGAGGUGUCAGAUCUUACAGAUAACUCCAUUAACAGAACUCUUCCAGGAAGUAAUGGCAGCUGAUAUACCAGUUAGAAGGUGGCAUUUUUAAUGUCUCAAUUUAAUAAAAAGAAAAAAAAAGGGUGGGGUGGUACCAUUAUGUAAAUACUGUAAGUGAACUCAAGAAGCCUCUAGUUAAUGUCAUGACUGUAAACUUGCCUGUUGAGGACUACUAUAUAUAGAAGAAAAACUUCAAUUUUAGCAUGGUGUGAAUAAAGUGUUAGACUUGUAAUACUGUAGAGGUUACAUAACACUUGUCCAUACAUUACAAGCAUUUUCAUAAACUUUCUGAAAUAGAUCUUUAAAGAUAUUUGUGUGAAACUUCUUUACCUAAAAAUGAAUACUUCUUCCAUUACUGUGUAGUGCACAGAAAUGCCUUGUUGGAGGGGUAAAACAUGACUUUUGAAAGAAAUGUACAAUGCAUACAUCUUUAUCACCUCUAGUCGCAUUCAUGUUAGAUGUAUGCUUUCUGCUUAAUAGUACAAGUAAGACUUCUUAAUUGCGAGUUUUUCUGUAAUGCUGAAUAUUGUGUAUUACUGGUUUCCAUGAUAGGCUUUUGGUUUUGUUCUCAACAGUGUAUAUUCUGGAUCACUUUAGAUCUUUGUUCCGGUCUAAAGAUAUACUACUAUUUGUGUCACUUAAACCUUGUUUUAUACACUUGAUAGGUGCUUUAUGGGACCCUUUGGUUAUUGGUCCUCCAGCAUUGAGGCACAUCUCAAUUGAAAUUGGAGCAAUAAUAUUUCCUGGAAUCCAAAAUGUUAUGACGUUACGUUACGCUUCUCAUGCACAAAGCAUGGACUUGAAUAUUGAUAUGAAUUUCAGUAUGAGGUUUUAUAUUCACACUAUAGGGGAAAUGGUAUUUUAAAAUACAAAUAUUGUGAGUAAAUUUGUAAAAACAAAAUCCAAAAUUUUAAAAUGCUGUAGUUCCAUGACAGACUUGUGUACUUUUUGAAAUAAAACUGUUGGAGAAAA